Molecule: messenger RNA, 1283 nt
Organism: Amyelois transitella
Lineage: Eukaryota; Metazoa; Arthropoda; Insecta; Lepidoptera; Pyralidae
Product: apolipophorin-3
Exons: 5
Coding region: 278-835 (185 amino acids)
Biological process (GO): lipid transport
Cellular component (GO): extracellular region
Molecular function (GO): lipid binding
Source: RefSeq, a predicted model, not a curated record
UACAAUAGAGGUCUUGUGCACGGCCACGGUGAGCACAGACAGACGGACAGUGCGAGCCCGUGCGGAGCCCGCCACUGGCGCGGCGGCGGUGCGGGCAAAGGGCGCAGGGUGGAGGCCGUGUUUGUUCCGCGCAGGAAAGUUUAGCAGGAACCUCCCGGCGUUAUCAGCGCGCCGCCGGUAUAUAAGGCGCGCCCCGGCCGCGGACCUCACAGUUCCCGGCGUGUUGCAGACGCAGUCGAUCCUCCUCACGACCAGCUCCGAAACUACAACUCUCACGAUGACCAAAUUCUUCAUUGUUCUCGUCGCCUGCUUGGCCUUGGCGCGCGCCGGAGUGCAGCGGCGCGACGCCCCGUCCGCGCUGGACGAGGUGCAGAAGCACGCGGCCGAGUUCCAGAAGACCAUCACCGAGCAGUUCAACUCGCUGGCCAACUCCAAGAACACCCAGGACUUCAACAAGGCGCUGAAGGAGGGCUCCGACACCGUGCUGCAGCAGCUGUCCGCGCUGUCCUCCUCCCUGCAGGGCGCGUUGACCGACGCUAACGGCAAGGCCAAGGAGGCCCUGGAGACGACCCGCAGCAACCUGGAGAAGCAGGUGGAAGAGCUCCGCAAGUCGCACCCCGACGUGGAGAAGCAGGCCUCCGCCCUCAAGGACAAGCUGCAGGCCGCCGUCACCAAUGCUGUUCAGGAAACCCAGAAGCUGGCGAAGGAGGUGUCCACCAACGUGGAGCAGACCAACCAGAAGCUGGCGCCCACCAUCAAGCAGGCGUACGACGACCUGGUGAAGCAGGUGGAGGCCGUCCAGAAGAAGCUGCACGAGGCCGCCUCCAAGCAGUGAUUGGACAAUGAACGAGCUCGCCACCACACUCCUUUAUUUAUUACAUUCUCCUUUAAUUGUUAAUUCGCCGUGAUUUAUGUCAUUGAGAGAAAUAAAUGUAAAGUAUCUAAAAUUAACAGAAAUAUUAAUUAGCGAAGUGACCCUAGCAAGCCGAACAAAGCUAUCUAAAUGAAGAACGAGCUCAGUGUUGUGGGUAGACUGUAGUAGACUGGGAUUUUUAUAGAAAUUUGAAACAGAAAUGCCAUAUUGUAUUAGAAUCUAUAGGAAUGUGUUGUCAUCUUGCAGCGCAGGCAGUUACGCACUGCUGCCAAAUGAAUACAUUUAGAAAUUCCUUUUGUAUUGUGGCAAGAUGGUGUUACAACCAUCAUUUACGAAUUUUACGACGUCAUAUACAUAAGUUCUUAUAAUUUCUAUAGUGACAUUCAAAUAAAUAACAUGGUAUUCUUUC